Molecule: messenger RNA, 5017 nt
Organism: Amphibalanus amphitrite
Lineage: Eukaryota; Metazoa; Arthropoda; Thecostraca; Balanomorpha; Balanidae
Exons: 12
Coding region: 165-4274 (1369 amino acids)
Molecular function (GO): guanyl-nucleotide exchange factor activity
Source: RefSeq, a predicted model, not a curated record
GUGCCGCGCGAGUGGGGAGGAGUGGUGAGUGUUAGUCGCGGCCCGGCGGUGCUCCAGGGGACGGUCAGUGCUCCUCUGUGGCGGGACUACAGGGCUCUGCUGCCCCCCCCCCCCACAGUGCCGUAAGACAGCAGCGGGAGGCGCAGCGACCCGAGCUCGUGUGAAUGGACGAGGACGCACCGCCAACCCUAUUCGGGUCGUCGCCCCGGCUGGACUGUCUGCUGGACAUCUGGGACUCGCUCGUCCUGCGGAGCCGAGCGUGUCGCGCGGAGGAGCUGCGGACGGAGCCGGCGGCGGGGCCGGGGGAAGUGGUGCAGAGUGGCACGAGCAGAGGUGCGGAACUGUGUGCCGGUGACGUGUCGGCGGCGCCCGGCUCCCCCGGCAGUCGGCUGGACUCCCCCAGCCGCGGCGGGAGCAGCAGUCAGUGCGGCGACCCCUGUACCCCAGCGGUGGACAGUGUGGUGAGUACGGCGUCCUUCCAGAUCUCUGCUCUCCCGGGGGACGCGGGACGCGGCCUCUCCGUCCGGGAGAACACCCGAACUGUGCGCCCGUCGGUGCUGCCCGCGGCGCCCACGUGCAGUGAAGUGAGCGCGGUAGCCGCAUCGAUGGCGAUAGGCGACGCCGACCGCGCGGACUGGGAGAUCUCUGUGACAGCCACAGCGAGGGUCACGCGCCGACCGGCCUCUCUGGCGGUCCCGCUGUCGGAACCCCUGUCCCGACCCUCCUGCUCGCCCUGCUGCCAGUCACGGUACUCCCCAUCGUCAGAGCUCGGCUCCGCGCACCCGUCCAAGACUCUGGCGUCGCCGCUGUCCACGCUGUCAGCGCCCACCACGGACAGCGGCAUCUGCGAGACGCCCUCGGAGGAGGCGUGCUCGUCGUUUGAGCUCUCCAUCACGGGCGAGAGCAGCCUGUCGGCCGGUGGCGACAGCACCGGGGACGAGGCGGCGCGCGGCCUGUCGGAGCGACCGCGGCUGGCGGCGGGCCGCGAGCGGCGCGCGCCGCGCUGGAGGACCGCUGAGCUGAGGCAGCGGCCGCUCUCCGUGGUCAGCACGGCCUCCUCAUCGUCCUCGUCUGGUGGCGGCUCGCUGCCGCGCUCCCUGGUGCGGCGGCGACCGGCGCGCGGCGCCAGAGAUGUCACAGACUCGGCCGGGGACCCUCUGGCGGUCGGCGGCGGCGGCGGCGGCCUGGCGCGCACCCAGUCCCUGCAGCUGGACGGCUGCGUCACCCAGGCCGACCGCGUGGUGGCCGAGAUCCUUCACACGGAGGCCGCCUACGUCAGCGACCUGCGAGAGGUGCUGGAGGGCUACCUGCAGUACUGGCGCGAUAACCCGGCGCGUGGACUCCGGGACGGCCACAAGGAGAUCCUGUUCGGCAACUACCGCGACAUCUACCUCUGCAACAGUGCGUUUCUGCUGGAGCUGCAGAGGUGCCGAGCCGACCCUCUGAGGGUGGCCAAGUGUUUUGUCGCCCACCAGCUGAGAUUCGACGUGUACACCGACUACUGCACGCACUAUCCCAGGGCGAUGUCGCUGCUGACGGAGCUGAUGCGCUCCGGCACGGAGACGGCGCGCCUGCUGCGGGACCGGCAGGAGGCUCUGGGCCACACUCUGCCGCUCGGAUCCUACCUGCUGAAACCCGUCCAGCGCAUCCUCAAGUACCACCUGCUGCUGCAGAGUCUGCGGACGCACAGCGCGGCGUCACCGGAGUGGCAGCGCACGGCCACGGACGAGGCUCUGCGCUCCAUGCGCGCUCUGGCUGACCACAUCGACGACAUGAAACGGCGCCACGAGUCGGCCGUGCGCGUGCAGGAGGUGCAGAGCCUGAUCCGACUGUGGCAGGGCGAGGACCUGACCACGUUCGGAGAGCUGGUGGCCGAGGAGACGUUCCGCGUGCCCCGGGCCAAGGUGCCGAGACAGGUGUUUCUGUUCGAGAAGAUGCUGCUCAUCACAAAGAACCGGGACGACGGCACUCUGGUGUACAAGACGCACAUACUGUGUUCGAACCUGAUGCUCAUUGAGAGCGUACCGGGGGAGGUGGACAGCCUGCAAGUUUUACCAUUUGACGAUCCCCACGAACAAUACACCCUGCAGGCUCGAAGUGUCGAGUCGAAGCGGCAGUGGGCGCUGCGCCUGAAGGGAGCCAUACUGGAGAGCUACGGACAAGACAUACCCAAACACGCCCGAGAGCUGGUCAUGAAGCUCGGGCAGCACCGGGAGAACGGUGCGGCGCUGCGGCGCCGGCUCAGUCGGCGCACCCACUCGGUACCCGAGUACCUGGAGAGGCGCCGAUCGGUGAAGAGGACCACCUCGGCCGCCGCCAGCGUGCAGCCGCCGCAGCUGCCGCCGCUGACAGCCGCGCAGCAGCGCCAGCGACGGCGGGCCCAGCAGCAGCAGCAGCAGCAACACGGGCAGCCGCCCGACUGGGGUCCGACCGACCAGCAGCAGCAGCAGCAGCAGCACGACUGCUCAGCUGUCGCUAGUGGGAAGAGCACACCGCCCUGCUCGCCCUGCGCUGGCGCGGAGCGCGCCUCGACGUUCCUGCCGGACUUGGACGAGGAGGAGCUCGAGGAGGCAGCCGGCGGCGGUCGCGGCUCACCACACCCUUCCACGUGCACCUCGGCGUCCUCGACCACCCCGUCUGCCGUCCCAGCCGCCGCCGACAACGGGCACCAGCGCCGCGACGACCAGACGAUCGUGGAGCAGCUGGUGCUGCAGCACAAACACUUCCAGCGGCUCUGGGAGAAGCCGCGCCGCGAGGUGCGCCGCAGCCCCACCUCGUCCAGCGACUCUCCCAGCGAGCGAGAGCCCGACUGGAGCCCGUACCUCGCCGAGGCGGGCGGGUGCAGCGACUCGCCGCCGGCCGCCCCCGCCGCUGACACUGGGCGCGGGGAGGCGUCUCCAGCUCCGAGCGCCCGGCAGGGUGCCGCUGAGGCAGCAGACCCUCCGGACGCGUCCAGUGACGGUGAGGGCGGCGAUCGGGCGGCGGAGCUCGCCGCAGAACAGGACAAUAUGCCCGAGCUGGUCAGCUGGAACGAGUUCACGCUGACCACGGUGCGGGGUCCCGACGAGCAGCCGUCGGCCGCCGUCUCUCCGCGCACCGGCCUGCGGCGCGCGCAGCGGCCCCAGUCGGCCAUCACCAUCGAGAGCCGAGACAACGUCGAGUACGUCAGCCUGUUCGACUACGGCGCCCGUCCGCUGUCGAUGGCUGGAGGAGCGCCGCUGGAGGCGCCCGCGGGUCGGGCGGAGCCGCAGCCGCGCCGGACAGUGACCCAUCGGCUGAGCGAGCUGCGCCAGAGCGGCCGCACCGAACUGCGCCAGUUUGUCAGACUCUUCAGGAGCAAGUCACUAAGGCUGAGCCGGUACUUCGAGGACAACGGAAAAGGGUCGUCAAAAGGGGACGUCAGGCGGAGGAACGUUGACUCGUCCGCGGUGGCGAGAGGUGGAGCGGUACCCAAGGUGGCUCCAAAGACUGCUGCCGAGCCGAGACAAAGGUCUACGUGGUACUGCGAGCUGAGCGAGCCGCUGGAGGGGGACGGCCAGCCGCAGCCAGCCGCUCAGGACGAGCCGCAGCGAAUACCUGAGGACGAGCCGCGGUCGCAGCGGUCGCAGCUGAGGUCGUUCGGCUCUCUGCGCGUGCUGCUGCGGCGCUCCGGCAGCUCGGCGGGCGCCGAGAGGAGCCGCUGGCGGCCGCUCUCCCAGCUCAUUGACGUAAGGAGCCGGCGGCCACCCUCUCAGUCUGUGGACGGGGAGGGCCGGCGGCCGCUCUCGAUGGUGAACGGAAAGAGCCGGGGGCCGCCGCUGGCCUCAGAGGUCCACGCCGCGAGUCUGCAGCGUCUGCCCGGCUCCAGAGGGCAGUGGCAGCGCUCAGGUACCGCCAGCCCGCGCCAGUCGCCGGUCUCAGCGGCUCACUACCUGCACUCAGCGCCCUCUCUGCGUUGUGCGGAGAGUCACAAGUGUCUGCCGGCGCCGCUGGAGGGCAGCACGGAUCGGCUGCGCCAGCGCCUGGCCCACCUGCUGCCGGGCGGCGGCGGGGACCGCCCGCCACCAGCCGGGGACGCGCUGGGUGCCCGGCUGGCCGCCAGCGGUCCGGUCGAGUCGCCGCUGCUGGCCGGCCCGCGGCGGUGCCAGCCGGCCCUCGGCAGUAUGACGUCACUGGCCAGUAGCCAAUCAUCUGCGAGUGACAGCGGCUCGGAGACGGCAGAGCGCGUCACGGACGGGUUUUAUGAGAUGAAUAUGGAGAUUCUGGAGCACGUCAGUGUCGGGAUGUGCUUCUGAUCUGACUGCCUUACGACGAUCCUUCCGACGCGCCACUGACCAUAAGAGCAGGCUCCCUUUUGAGCCGUCCUACUGCCACAUGCCCUGUGAUUCGAGGUUGGCGCAUUGAAGCGGUGCAAUCAAGUAGUUAGCGAGUUGUGAUUCGAUGCAGAUCAUUGACCAAAUGACCAAGUGUGACGACUAGGCGCUAUCCAUUCCGUGUCGCACUGUCGCGUGUAGUCCAGUUCUUUGCGCUGCGCUUUAUUGCCCGAGCAGGACUCGUAGCUGUAGUUAUGCCAUUCGCCGCCAGGGGCGCUAGGAGUCUAGAGAAAAGUCCGUGGCUAGUUUGUGGCUAUCGUUUUAGUCUCCUGGAUCGUGGCUGCUUUCUCUAGUCAUUCCAUAGGCUGGUUCGUGUCCGUCUCAGAUUAAUGAGGGAACGCUAUGGCAGGGAUUGUGCCACCUACUAGCGGACAUUUUUUACCAAUUUUACGAGUAAUUGGCGCUACCCGAUUUGAUUCAAGCCAUCGCCUUAGCUGUGCUAAUGAUGUGUCUUGGCUGGCAGCUCUUUAGAGAGGUUGGCCGCCUGGCAGACAAGAACCUUAGGGUUGCAUACUAGUGAGUGCUUCAUUUUGACAUGGUCACUUGUGUACGCAUAUGAAUGUGAUGUACCUAAUGUGAUUACUGGACAGUAGGUAUAUGACGUACCACUUUCAUGAACAUGUGCUCGAUCAGGUAUAAGCCUUAAUACAAUAUUUAAACAUGCA